Molecule: messenger RNA, 4475 nt
Organism: Phyllopteryx taeniolatus (common seadragon)
Lineage: Eukaryota; Metazoa; Chordata; Actinopteri; Syngnathiformes; Syngnathidae
Gene: ints4
Product: integrator complex subunit 4
Exons: 22
Coding region: 206-3286 (1026 amino acids)
Biological process (GO): snRNA processing
Cellular component (GO): integrator complex
Source: RefSeq, a predicted model, not a curated record
GUUUGUUUUGUUUUUGCGUGUAGGUCUCUUCAUGUUCGUGAUUGUGUGCGUUUGGUUUGUCUGUGUUGUGCGUCUUCACGUUGGGUUUAUUUUUUUUCUCCAAUCGCGUUUUGGUUUUCUUGCCGUAGCUACGGCAAGCGCGACGGGACAUGAGGCGUAUGCCCCGAGCUAAGCUAAGCUAAUCGCUAAUCGUGUUUUUGCCGUCAUGGCGGCGCACCUGAAAAAGCGAGUUUAUGAGGAAUUCUCCAGAGUUGUACAGAAAACACAUUACAAGCAUUUUUGGUGGCUCGCUGUCGCGCGCGCGCAGGUUCCUGCCGAAGAAGUUCCGUCCAAGAAGCUUCGUCUGUGUAAGCCCAGCAAGUCGGCGGCUCUCCACGUGGAUCUGUGCAAGGCCGCCAACGCCACCGACGCUUUGCAGUACCUGCUGCAGUUCGCGCGCAAACCCGUGGAGGCCGAGAGCGUCGAGGGCGUCGUCAGGAUCCUCCUGGAGCACUACUACAAGGAGGCGGACAGCUGCGUGCGGCUGAAGAUCGCGUCCCUGCUGGGCGUCCUCUCCACCACGCCGGGCUUCAGUCCCGACUGCAUCGUGGAGGACGUCGUGACCGCCGUGGCCAACGAGAAGUCCCAUCAGGUUCUGGCGCAGCUUCUGGACAGCCUCCUGACGGCGGGCACUCAGCUUCCGCAGAUCCCGGCCGUGGCGGCGCGCCUGGCGGACGUGGCGCGGCGGCAUCUGUCGGACGCGUCGUUCGGCGUGAGGAACAAAUGUCUGCAGCUGCUCGGACGUCUGGGCGCCGCGGACUCGCCGCCCGGCAAAGACGGCGACGGUCUCGGGACGUCCGCCGGAGCCGCGAGAGACGUGCCGAGCGUCAUCAGCGACUACUUUGGAGAUCAGGACCCCCGAGUGCGCACGGCAGCCCUCAAAGCCAUGCUGCAGCUGCAUGAGAGAGGCAUAAAGAUUCAGCAGAUGAUUUACGAGCAGGCGUGCAGGCUGCUGGCGGACGACUACGAGCAGGUUCGCUCUGCUGCCGUGCAAAUGGUUUGGGUGCUGAGCGACUUGUACCCGGAGAGCAUCGUGCCCAUCCCGUCGUCCAACGAGGAGAUCCGCCUGGCGGACGACGCCUUCGGGAAGAUCAGCCACAUGGUGAGCGACGGCUCGUGGAUGGUGCGCGCGCAGGCCGCCAAAACGCUGGGUUCCAUGUCGCAGGUCAGUCCGCACUUCCUGGAGCAGACGCUGGACAAGAAGCUGAUGUCCGAUCUGCGGAGGAAGCGCACGGCCCACGAGCGCGCCAAGGAGCUCUUCGCUUCGGGCGAGUUCUCGUCAGGCAGGAAGUGGGCCGACGACGCCCCCAAGGAGAAGGUGGACACCAACACGGUCAACCUGAUCGCCUCGGGAGCCUGCGGGGCCUUCGUGCACGGCCUGGAGGACGAGAUGUUCGAGGUGCGCAUCGCGGCGGUGGAGGCACUGUGCCGGCUGGCCCGUUCGUCGCCCGGCUUCGCCGAGAAGUGUCUGGACUUCCUGGUGGACAUGUUCAACGACGAGAUCGAGGAGGUGCGGCUGCAGUCCAUCCACGUGCUCCGAGAGAUCUCCACGCACAUCACGCUCAGGGAGGACCAGCUGGAUACCGUGCUCGCCGUACUCGAGGACUCGUCUCGCGACAUCCGAGAAGCUUUGCACGAGCUGCUGUGCUGCACCAACGUGUCCACUAAGGAGUGCAUCCAGCUGGCGCUGCUGGAGCUGCUCAAGAACCUCAACAAGUAUCCUGCCGACCGCAACUCUGUGUGGAAGUGUCUGAAGUUUUUGGGUUCGCGCCACCCGAUGCUGGUGUUGCCGUUGGUUCCGGAACUCCUCAGCACGCACCCUUACUUUGACACCCCGGAACCCGACAUGGACGACCCGGCCUACAUCGCGGUUCUGGUGUUGGUGUUCAACGCGGCCAAGUCGUGUCCCACCAUGCCGGCGCUCUUCUCGGACCACACCUUCAGACACUACGCCUACCUCAGGGACAGCCUGUCAUACCUGGUACCGCCUCUACGGCUGCCGGGCAGGAAGCAGGUCCACGGUCUGGACUCUGCUGACUGUCAAGGCGUGGAGUCGGCUCAACUCUUCCUGCAGCAAAGUCUGGACCGGGUAAGCACCAUCCAGAACCUGGAAGCACCUGGAGCUCAGGACCUGCUCAUCUUCAUCAUACGUGACUUACAGAGACUGGGCCAGCUGCAGACAGAACUUGCCGGAGCCGCCGACUUCUGUGCCACGUACCUGCGCUGCCAGCUUCUCCUCAUCAAGGUCACGGCAGUCACGCGCCGCUUCUCACAAAUGCGCGGCGGCCUGGUGCGGCGCGUGUGCGCCAGGGCUCACGCCGCCCCGACGAACUUGAGUGUCGUGCGCCCUUUCCCACAGGCUCUGCAGGAGAAGCUGUGGAACGUGGCGGUGCCCCUCUGCCUCGAGCAGAACGUCACGGCCACGGCGGCCGCUCAGCAGGUUCUGGAGGAGAGCUACAAGCUGGAGUUCAUGUACAGCGGUCUCGAGAGCAGACAGGUGGCCGUCAUCCAUCACGUGCGGCUGCAGGCCAAAGCGCUGCAGCUGGUUCUGAGCGCCCGCACCACACACGGGCAGGAUCCUCUCGUCAGCGCCUGUGAAAAGUUCCUGCAGGAGCUCGACUCUUUCCACAGGCUGUUCGCGGCCGAGCUCCCGCACCUCCAGGACGGUUUUGUGGACAAGCUGGUGGAGGCCACGCCGCGCCUGGCGUCCCGCAAGCCCUCCGAGCUGGUCAACAUCCUCCAGACGUCGCUGAGGCACAGCGCCCUGCUGCCGCUCACGCUUCCGCCUCAGAUUCACCGCGCCACGGCCAACAUCAUCGAGCCCACGGGCGAGUCGGACAACCCGCUCAAGUUCACGUCCGGCCUGGUGGUGGCGCUGGACGUCGACGCCACUCUGGAGCACGUCCGUGACCCGCACAGCUCGGUCAAAGUGGAGGUUGUCUAUCCCGACGGCCAGAGUCACGUGAUCCAUCCCAAACCCGGAGACUUCCGCAACCCGGGACCGCAGCGGCACCGACUCAUCACGCAGGUCUACUUGUCGCACGGCGCUUGGACAGAGCCUUGUCAGGUGGAGGUGCGCCUCCUGCUGGCCUACAGCUCCUCGUCGUCCUCGUCGCCCGACGACUCCAAGCUGGCGUGGAGCGACAGCCUGGAUGACCUCCCGCCACCAGAGGGCGCCGUGGAGGGAACCAUCGCCUUUAGCAAGCCCGUCAAAGUCUUCAUCAUGCCCAAGCCUGCCAGACGCUAAUGCUAAUGCUAACGACAACAAAGGACACUCGGGUGGAAUCAUCAUAUGUGACUUGAUUCAUUACAAAAAGCAGCUUUGCGGCGUUUUAUUUCCACUCCCAAACUAAACAUAAAACAAAGACAAUUUCACCUUAUGGAUUGAAAACAACCGACCCCCAAUACUUAAGAACAGCCCGCUAGCUAAGUGCUAACAUAUACUGAAAAAUCCCAUUGACAUGCUAACGGUCAGCACUGAUAGCAACGGAUAUUUGAACAUGAACGGUGGAGCGACACGUAACAGAUAAUAUGACAAUAAUCAUAGCUUAAAGUUGCCCCCCGCAUAUUUGUGGAUUCACCUAUUGCCUAACCCCCAUUUUGGGAAGAAACCCACACUUAUUUGCCACAUUUUUCCCACGAUCACCCGCUUAUUUGACCUGUUUGCAUACAUUUUUUUUUUGUAAAUUUGUUGUUUUUAUAUGGCUAUUAUGAGUUUCAAUUAUUUGUGGGUUUGCACUGUUUGCUGUUGGGCAUGGUCCCCAUCCCUAGUUUAUUUGAUGGUUUUUUUUGGGGGGGGGUGGGGGCAGAAAAUAACCCGUUUUUUUUUUUUUUUUUAAUUACCUAUUGCCACUGUAUUCCCACUCAUUCACUAACUUUGGGGGGGGGGGGUAAAAAAAAAAAGUUUUUCAAUGGAAUUAUAAUGAGUGUUAAUUAUUCGUGACUUUUCACUGUUUGCUAUCGGGCUUCGUCCACACCCCCCCGCAAAUAGCGGGGGUUCACUGUGUGUUCUUCUGCGAGAAAUGUUCAAUAUUACAGCAGCUUACUGAGUAGUAGUAGAAGUCGAUUCUGAGUUGUUUGUGUCUGCAUCCUGCUGGCCAAGGUGGGCACACCAGAAGGAGCAGCACAAUUUAUUGGAUUGCGGCAUGAAAUUAUGAUGCACAAACUGUUUAAUUCUUUCCCUUCUAUUUAAUGGAUUUAUUACUAUGUUUUUAUGAAGUUCAAUAUAAUGGCUGUUUUUCCUUAUCACAAAGCUAAACGUUGUUUUUGGGGGGAGGCUAGAACAGAUUAAUGGCAUUUUCAUUCAUUUCAACAGGGAAAGAAGAAAAAUUCAAUUUAUUUAUAAAACACAUUCACAGGUACAUCUCAAUAAUUGAGAAUACAUUAAUUGUAAUUUAUUGAGCUAUAUAAAUAAAUAAAUAUAUUGUGCAACAGAA